Molecule: messenger RNA, 921 nt
Organism: Saxophila tyrrhenica
Lineage: Eukaryota; Fungi; Ascomycota; Dothideomycetes; Mycosphaerellales; Extremaceae
Exons: 1
Coding region: 1-921 (306 amino acids)
Cellular component (GO): kinetochore
Molecular function (GO): nucleic acid binding
Source: RefSeq, a predicted model, not a curated record
AUGGCCGAGGAGGAGGAAGAUGACUACCUCUCCAUGAGCUUCGGAGGACCCGAAGCAAAACCGCAAGAAACAUCUCUUCAACGCAUCGCACGCCAGAAGAAAGAAGCCGCAGAGCGAAGUCGUGUGCCAUCCAAGGGCGAGCUUCGAGAGCGCGAGAAGCUGGCUCGAGAGACUGCUCUUGCCACCGCCAUCGAUGACUCCAACAAGGGAGCGAAGAUGAUGGCCAAGAUGGGCUUCAAAGGCGGAGCGCUCGGUAAGUCAGAUGAUGCUCGUACCCAGCCCAUUGAGUUGCAGUUGAAGAACGACCGGGGCGGCAUUGGCAUGGACAGCGAGAAGAAGCGUAAGGUGAGGCAGGCGGCGGAGGCGAUGGAAGAGGGGAAGAAAAAGCAAAAGGUUGGAAUGGACGAGUUUAGGGAAAGGAGUCGGCUGGAGCGGGAAGAGAAACGGGGUGAGGGGCUGUGGUGGGGUGCGAUGAAGGUGCUAGAGGGGUUGGAGGAGGAUGGCGGCGAAGAUGCUAAGGUCGAAGACGGUCCUGAUGAGGUCGGCGAGAAUGUUCCCAAGAUCAAGAAGGGCGACAAGCUGAAAGACGUCAACCUGCUCUACCGACCACUACUCAAGCACCGCCUGGAGAAGGAGCGAGACCGGAAGAUGCGUUACGAUCUCAACAACUCACUUUCGACGCGCAACAAUGCUUCAGACUCGGAAGACGACAAAGAAGCCUCCUUUGAUAAGCGCACCGACCAACUCGAGGAUGAAGAUACGGAGAUUGAAGAGUAUGAGGCUCUGAGCUUCGCUAACAGGCUCGAGAGGGUGGUGACUGAGCUCCGCGACAAGCAUCAGUACUGCUUCUGGUGCAAGUUCCGGUACACAGAUGCCGAGAUGGAGGGUUGUCCAGGCUUGACGGAGGAUGAGCAUGGCUGA